AUGAGUACAAAUACGGAAAUCAUAAAAAAUAGUGAUUUGCAAAGUUUAAUCAAUGAUAAGAGGAGGUUAAUAAAUGAAAUAAAAGACUUUAAUAAAUCCAUUAAACCCUUGGAGUUUGAAUCGUAUCAGGAUUAUUUCCUGAUAAAAACGUUCAAAAAAGGAAUAUCUGCAAGUGGCCAUGUGGAUAUUGACAGUUUAAGAAAUAAAGAAUAUGGAAUAUACUACAAGAAAAUCAAGAGGAACUCUACACAAGAAGUCGGCGAACCAAUCCCUCGCAACACAUCCUCCUCCUCCUCUUCUACUAGAUCAAACUCAUCAGCUGAUAUCAGCGAUACAGAAUAUUCAGGUGAGAACACUCCUACAACUACUGGUGCUGCCAGUCGAAGAAGACGUACGAGAUCUCGAGCUAUUCAAAGAGAAAAUAGUCUACCAGCAUCUUUACCCUCAAUUAGUGAAGCGAAUGCAAACAAUGAUGAUGUUACUAUUUCUGAAAUAAAUGGAAGUGAAUUGCCAUUUCCAAUUCCAAUAUCAGAAGUGGAAAAUAUUGACAUUGCUUCAGAUAUAACUGAAAGGGAUGGUAUUAGAAGGAGAUCAUCAAGGAUAUCAGAAAGAGACAAAAGACGUUCACAGUCUAGACUGGGGUCAGAAGAAGAUGAAGAAGGCGACGGACAUGACGGAGAUGAAGGGGAGACCAAAAUCCAAGACCUAUAUGAGAGUUUGGUACCCAAAAUUUUGGAGUCACGUAGAAGGUCUGAUUGGAUCCUCCCUCCUAAGGCAAGAUAUACACCAGAAAAGCAAAUGAGGACCAAACCGUCAUUCAAGAGCAUAAAGAUUAAUGAACUUGUCGGGAAUAAAAGAAUACGAAGUAUAUUAUCUAGAUUUGAAGGUGGUGUAGCGGGUAUACGCAAAAGAGAUUGGGACUCUACCCAAUAG
This is a messenger RNA of Saccharomyces cerevisiae S288C, 933 nucleotides long. RefSeq names its product Rfm1p (gene RFM1). The transcript has a single exon. Gene Ontology annotation, cellular component: nucleus. NCBI's taxonomy places the organism in Eukaryota, Fungi, Ascomycota, Saccharomycetes, Saccharomycetales, Saccharomycetaceae. Bases 1 to 933 code for a protein of 310 amino acids. The record is from RefSeq and is marked reviewed.